AAAAUCUCAUUUGAAGUACUUGGGUGUCACACAAGAACCUCCUGAUGCCAACUGCAAAGAGGUGCAGAAGGGUUCAGGAAUCUUCUGAUUCUGUGGGCUUCCUAUCACCAGUCUGAGAUGAAUGUAAAUGAAGGAUUGUAAGACGGAACUUCGGUAAGAAAUCAGCAGGAAGAGAAGAAGAUCAGCAGGGGAAGAGAGCCUUAUCUUGAGGUGCACUUAAGAGCAUUCUUGAGCUGUUUCAUACAAACCACAUAAAAUUACCACACGACUAUUGUCUCAGAAUCACUCUUUCGUCCUUGAGGUGUUCUUUUUUUGGCCUUUGGUGGACAGACAUUUUGAAAAACAUACAGCAGUAAUUUUAUUUGUGGCUGAUUCUUGAAGAGCUUGGCAGCAAACUGCGUGGUAACAUUCUCUGAACUUCAGCUCUAAUGUCUCUUAUGGACAAACACAAAGUGAAGCGGCAACGCCUAGAUCGCAUAUUUGAAGAAAAAAGAGAAUUGAAGCAUUUGUUUUGAAAAAAGAAAAACACAUUUAAAGAAUUACAUGGACUUUGCAAACAGAUAUAAGAAAAUGAAAGGCAUUCGACCUCCGAUCAUGAAUGGGCCCAUGCACCCACGCCCUUUGGUAGCUUUGCUGGAUGGCAGGGAUUGUACAGUAGAAAUGCCUAUUCUGAAGGAUGUAGCCACGGUGGCAUUUUGUGAUGCUCAGUCCACACAAGAAAUUCAUGAAAAGGUACUAAAUGAAGCAGUGGGUGCACUGAUGUAUCACACUAUCACUUUAACACGAGAAGACCUGGAGAAAUUCAAAGCACUUCGAAUAAUUGUCCGAAUUGGCAGUGGUUUUGAUAACAUUGACAUCAAAUCUGCUGGGGAUUUAGGAAUCGCAGUAUGUAAUGUGCCAGCUGCAUCAGUAGAAGAGACAGCAGAUUCUACAAUGUGCCACAUCUUGAACCUUUACAGGCGAACCACCUGGCUUCACCAGGCCUUGCGAGAAGGCACAAGAGUACAGAGUGUUGAGCAGAUUCGGGAAGUUGCUUCUGGAGCUGCCAGGAUUAGAGGGGAGACCUUGGGCAUUAUUGGAUUAGGACGGGUUGGGCAAGCAGUCGCACUACGUGCAAAGGCCUUUGGCUUUAGUGUUCUUUUUUAUGACCCAUACCUCUCAGAUGGCAUUGAACGUGCUCUUGGACUGCAGCGGGUGAGCACUUUACAGGACCUGCUAUUUCACAGUGACUGUGUAACCCUGCACUGCAACUUGAAUGAACACAAUCAUCAUCUUAUUAAUGACUUCACCAUUAAACAGAUGAGACAAGGGGCUUUCCUGGUCAACACAGCUCGAGGUGGGUUAGUAGACGAAAAAGCACUUGCACAGGCCCUGAAGGAAGGAAGGAUACGAGGGGCAGCCUUAGAUGUACAUGAGUCAGAACCAUUCAGCUUUAGUCAGGGUCCACUGAAGGAUGCACCAAACCUGAUCUGCACCCCACAUGCUGCCUGGUACAGUGAACAAGCUUCAAUUGAGAUGCGGGAAGAAGCAGCACGAGAGAUCCGUAGGGCUAUCACAGGUCGUAUUCCAGACAGCCUGAAAAACUGUGUUAACAAAGAUCAUUUGACUGCAGCUACACACUGGGCCAGCAUGGAUCCAGGAGUAGUUCAUCCAGAGCUUAAUGGUGCUGCGUACAGCAGGUAUCCCCCAGGUGUUGUAAGCGUGGCUCCAGCUGGCAUACCUACGGCAGUAGAAGGAAUAGUUCCUAACCCCAUGUCUUUAUCACACGGCCUUCCUGCUGUAGCCCAUCCACCACAUGCUCCUUCCCCCGGCCAAACAGUCAAACCAGAAGCUGAUAGAGACCACCCAAGUGACCAAUUGUAGCCUAAGAAAACAGCAUUCCCAACAUUGGAGAUUUCAACUUCAGAGAGUGUGUGGAAAAAAUCUGGAUUUUGAAUAAAGGCAAAACCAUGAACUUACAGGAGGAGACAAUAAUUGUUUUAGAAACUGGUCCAAUAUACAGUAUAAAAGGAAAAGGUGGGAGACAAAAAGAAGAUUCGGAAACAUUUUUUCCUCCAUAUAAAUUGUAGUUUGUCCCUGUCCAGUGGACUGAUUCACUGUUUCUGUGUCCUAUGGGUUCUUUGUUAAGCAAAAGAAGUUAGUAGUUAAUUAUAUCAUGAAUGUACUUGUCUGUGUACAGUUUUUAGAACAUUAAAAAGGGUUUGUUUUGCUUAGCUGUCAACAAGGAAAAAACACAUAAGGGAGACAUUCAACAAACCAAUUUUGAGAUUAAAAUCCUUUCUUUUAUAUGUUAAAACAUGCCCAAAAAUGAGGCAGUUGGCAAACUUCUCAGGACAAUGAAUUUUUCCCAUUUUUCUUUCUACGCCACACAGUGCAUUGUUUUUUCUACCUGCUUGUCUUAUUUUUUAGAAUGAUUUAGUAAACAAAAGAAAAAACAGUUUUUCCUUAUUUUGGCAUGAUUUCCCUUAUUUCAAAAUGAAGUCAACAUUGCAAAGAAAUUUUGAGGAAAAAAAAAAGGUUUUGUAUAAACAAGCAUUGUGCUUUUUGUCACCAGUUAAAGUAUAUAUUAUUGGUGGUUUGCGAAAAAGGCACUAGACUACUGAAAAGUAGCAGCAUUUCAUUGCCUACAUUGAUUCCUUCCCGGUAAUGUGGUAGGCUAGCAAUAUUUUUGGUUAAAAUCAUGUUUGUGACUGUAACCAUUUGUAUGAAUUAUUUUAAAGAAAUAAAAAUCCCAGACAAAUA
Messenger RNA from Caretta caretta (loggerhead turtle), 2742 nucleotides. It is a transcript of the gene CTBP1, whose product is annotated as C-terminal binding protein 1. Lineage: Eukaryota; Metazoa; Chordata; Testudines; Cheloniidae. Gene Ontology annotation, cellular component: nucleus. Gene Ontology annotation, biological process: regulation of transcription by RNA polymerase II. The record is from RefSeq and is a predicted model, not a curated record. Gene Ontology annotation, molecular function: NAD binding; transcription coregulator binding; transcription coactivator activity.